UUCAUCCGUACUGAUAUGAUAUGAUGUGUUUUCUUAUGAACAUUUCUGUUCAUCAUUGCCAUUAAUCAAAAAAAGAAUAAGAAAGUCUGGCUAUAUAGUAAAACUCACGCGGUAUAUGUCUUUUGUUAUUCAUCCGUUUCUUUGAUUUGAUUUCUUCUCAUGGCAGUGCCAGAAUAUUCCUCUUCAUCUUCCUUCAGUUAUGGAUUCACCUAUGAUGUGUUCCUCAGCUUUAGAGGAUUAGACACUCGCUAUGGUUUUACCGGAAAUCUCUACAAAGCACUUCUUGACCAAGGAAUCCACACAUUCAUUGACGAUGAAGAGCUACAAAGAGGACAUGAAAUCACACCAUCACUUUUAGAGGCAAUUGAAGAGUCAAGAAUUGCCAUAAUUGUACUUUCUAAAAACUAUGCAUCUUCAUCAUUUUGCUUACAAGAACUUGUCAAGAUCCUUGACUGCAUUAAGGGGAAAGGUAGAUUGGUUUGUCCAAUCUUUUAUGAUGUGGAUCCUUCUGAUGUGAGGAAGCAGACAGGAUCUUACGGUGAAGCUUUAGCUAUGCAUGCAGAGAGAUUCAUUGAUAUCUUGCCAAAAUGGAAGAUAGCUUUGCGACAAGUAGCUAACUUGUCUGGCUGGCAUUUCAAAAUUGGGGAUGGAUAUGAAUAUGAGUUUAUUGGAAAGAUUGUUGAACAUGUUUCCAAGAAAAUCAACCGUGUGGCUUUACCCGUGGCUGACUACCCGGUUGGACUUGAGCCUCGAAUGCUAGAAAUAAAUUCACUUCUUGAUGCUGGGUCUGAUGAUGAGGUCAAAAUGAUCGGCAUCCAUGGAAUUGGAGGAAUAGGGAAAACUACACUUUCUAUUGCGGUUUAUAACAUGAUUGCCGACCAAUUUGAAGCUUUGUGUUUUCUUGAAAAUGUGAGAGAAAAUUCAAACAAACACGGGUUACAACAUCUGCAAAAGAUUCUUCUUUAUGAAACACUUGGAGAGAAGAAAAUUAAGUUAUCAAGUGUCAAACAAGGAAUUUCAAUAAUAAAACAUAGACUCCAGCAGAAAAAAGUUCUUUUGAUUUUAGAUGAUGUUGACAAAAUAGAACAACUGGAGGCCUUGGUUGGAGGGUCUGAUUGGCUUGGUUCCGGAAGCAGAGUUAUUAUUACAAGUCGAGACAAACAUUUGUUGGAAAGUCACGGGGUUAAUAGAACAUAUGAAUUAAAUGUGUUAGAUGAGAAAGAGGCUCUUCAAUUGCUUACUUGGAAAGCUUUUAAAGCAGAGAAAUUUCAUCCUAGAUACUUGGAUGUCAUGAAACGCGUAGUAGCCUAUGCUUCGGGACUUCCAUUGGCUUUAACAGUAAUGGGUUCCAAUUUAUUUGGAAAGAAUAUACAAGAAUGGGAAUCUGCAUUACAUCGAUAUGAAAUCAUUCCUAAUAAAGAGAUCCAAAAUAUACUCAAAGUAAGUUUUGAUGCUUUGGAGGAAGAUGAACAAAGUGUUUUUCUUGACAUAGCUUGUUUCUAUACAGGAACAAAACAUACAUUGACAAGUGUAGAAAAGAUGCUUCAUGUUCAUUAUGAUGCUUGCAUGAAAUAUCAUAUUGGAGUAUUGGUUGAAAAAUCUCUCAUAAAGAUUAAUUGGUUUGGUGGAUUCAGUGUGCAUGACUUGAUAGAAGACAUGGCUAAAGAAAUUGUUCGAUUGGAAUCACCAGACGACCCUGGAAAACGUAGUCGUUUAUGGUUUCAUGAAGAUAUAAUUCAAGUUUUAGAAGACAAUACAGGAACUAGUGCGAUUAAAACCAUAUAUCUGAUGUGUAAAAACUAUGAGGUAGAAUUGGAUGAAUCAGCCUUCAAGAAGAUGAAAAAUCUCAAAACUCUCGUUAUCAAAGAUGGCCAUUUUUCCAAAGGACCCAAGUAUCUUCCAAAUAGUUUAAGAGUAGUCGAAUGGGAAGGAUAUCCUUCAGAAUAUUUACCACAUGAUUUUCAUCCAAAGAAACUUGCCAUAUUGAACUUACCAAAAAGUUGCAUAACAUCACUAAAGUUGGCUGACUCAUUGAAAAAGUUCUUGAAUAUUAAGAUUUUGAAUUUUGAUGAGGCAGCUUGUUUGACUGAAAUACCUGAUGUGUCUUCUCUCUUAAAUUUAGAAGAAAUUUCAUUUAAAAAUUGUAAGAGUUUAAUUACAAUUCACGAAUCUGUCGGGUUAUUCGAUAAACUUAAAGUCUUGAGUGCCAGAGGCUGUAGUAAGCUUAGAAGAUUUCCACCUAUCAAAUUGAUGUCCCUUGAGCAACUUGAUCUUUCAUUUUGCCUGAACCUCGAGAACUUUCCGCAAAUACUGGGGAAGAUGGAAAAUUUAACGGAACUUGUGCUGGAAGAAACUCCAAUAAAAGAAUUGCCAUGUUCAUUCCAAAAUCUUACUCAUCUUCAAACAUUACAACUACGUUAUUGUGGAACGUUUAGUUUGCCAAGUAACUUUUUCAUGAUGCCAAAUUUGGUUGAGAUUAUUGCUUGGAAAUUAGAAGGGUGGAUAUUGCCAAAGCAAUCUAAGAGUGAACAAAGAAUUUUUUCAACGCUGUCUUCGAAUGUAGAAUGUCUUCGUCUCCCAUUAUGCAAACUAUCAAAUGACUUUUUUCAAACAGGUCUCAUAUGGUUUAGAAAUGUGAAAGAGUUAGACUUAUCGGGUAAUAAUUUCACAAUUCUUCUCGAAGGAAUUAAAGAAUGUCAUUUGUUAAGGAAUCUUUGUUUGGAUUAUUGUCAGUAUCUUCGAGAAGUUAGAGGAAUACCGCCAAACUUGGAAAUAUUUUCUGCACGAUUGUGUAAAUCUUUGACCUCUACAGAAAUGUUACUGAAUCAGGAAUUGCAUGAAGCUGGAAGUACCAUGUUUAAGUUGCCGGGAUCUAGAAUUCCAGAUUGGUUCGAGCACUGUAGUAGCGGAGGGUCAAUUUCUUUUUGGUUUCGUAACAAGUUUCCUGCUAUAGCUCUUUGUCUUGUUCCCGAUUCGAUGUUUGUCACAUCUUCAAUUUAUCCUACCGUGAUCAUCAAUGGCAAUAAAUGUGACCUUGACUCUAGGGACACAGAUGAAUACGGUGAACCUAGUUUGUUGAUUGAACCAGAUCAUACAUAUAUUUUUGAUCUUCAAAAGAUGAAGUUUGAAGAUAAUUUAGAUGAAGCACUUUUAAACAACGAAUGGAACCACGUAGAGAUUAUGUAUACGGAUGCAAACAAUCACUCAAUGCUUAUAGAAAGUGGAAUCCAUGUAUUAAAACAGAAGAGUAGAAUAGAGGAUAUUCGAUUCACCAACCCGUGAAGAAAGAUCAUAUUAGAUGAUGAUCUCAAAAAUCUCCAAGGCCAUUGUGGAUGCAGAAUGCACUCAACAACUGCG
Molecule: messenger RNA, 3357 nt
Organism: Trifolium pratense (red clover)
Lineage: Eukaryota; Viridiplantae; Streptophyta; Magnoliopsida; Fabales; Fabaceae
Product: disease resistance protein RUN1-like
Exons: 6
Coding region: 160-3282 (1040 amino acids)
Biological process (GO): defense response; signal transduction
Molecular function (GO): ADP binding
Source: RefSeq, a predicted model, not a curated record